CCGCCCUGCCCCUAACCGCCCGCCCGUCCCGCCGCCGACUCCGCCCCGCCGUCCGUCAAGAGGCCGAAGGCCACCCCUGCCGUCCGUCGGCCCGGGCCCGUCCCCGCCGCCCGUCAAGAGGCCGCCCACCCGUCCGUCCGCGCCCGGCCCGCCCACCCGUCCUGCCCCUGCCGGCCGCCUAAGGCCCGCCCCGCCGUCCUGCCCGGGAGGCCGCCGCACGUCCGCCUCGCCCUGCCCGUCAAGGCCCGUCCGCUGUGAGGCCGAAGGCCCGCCUGCCCGUCCCCCCAAGAGGCCGGAAGGCCCGCCCGUCCGCCCGCCCGCCCGCCCGUCCUGCCCCGCCUGCCCGCUGAGGCCGCCCGCCCGCCGUCCGUCGCAGGCCGAAGGCCCGUCCCCAGUCCGUCCGUCCGCCGCCCGCCGAAGGCCUGGCCCAGUCUCGUCCGUCAAGAGGCCGCCCUGCCCGCCCGUCCGACAAGAGGCCGAAGGCCCGCCCGCCCGUCCGACAAGAGGCCGGGCCCUGCCCGCCCCGUCCGCCAAGAGGCCGAAGGCCCGCCCGCCGCUCCGAGGCCGAAGACCCGCCCAGUCCGUCCUCAAGAGGCCGAAGGCUACGUCCCAGUCCGUCCCGUCAAGAGGCCGAAGGCCCCCAGCGUCCGUCCGUCAUGAGGCCGGGAAGGCCACGUCCUGCAGUCCGUCCGACAAGAGGCUGAAGGUCACUCCCAGUCCGUCCGUCAAGAGGCCGAAGGCCCUCCCAGUCCGCCCGACAAGAGGCCGUCCGUCCGCCAAGAGGCGGAAGGCCCUCCCAGUCCGUCCGUCAAGGCCGCCGCCGAGAGGCCGCCCGUCCCAGCCGUCCGACCGUGAGGCCGAAGGCCCGUCCGUCCAGUCCGUCCGCUCAAGAGGCCGAAGGCUACCCUGUCCGUCCGCUCCGUCCACAGAGGCCGAAGGCCCGCCCGUCCGUCAGAGGCCGAAGGCCCGCCUGUCCGUCGAGGCCGAAGGGCCCGUCCGUCGCCGAAGGCCACUCCCAGUCCGUCCGUCAGAGGCCGCCGCCUCAGUCCAGGCUGAAGGCCCGCCCGCCCGUCCGUCCCUGGCCGAAGGCCUCGCCCCGCCCGUCCGCCAGAGGCCGAAGGCCCGCCCGCCCGUCCGCCGGCCGAGGCGGAAGGCCCGCCGCCCGUGCCAGGCUGAAGGCCCGCCCAGUCCGUCCGACAAGAGGCUGAGGCCCGUCCACCGUCCUCAAGAGGCCGAAGGCUGCCCGCCGUCCGUCAAGAGGCCGAAGGCCCGCCCCGCCGUCCGUCAAGAGGCCGAAGGCCCCGUCCGCCCCGCCGUCCGUCAGAGGCCGAAGGCCCGCCCGCCCGUCCGUCCGUCAGGCCGAAGGCCGCCGCCCGUCCGUCCGCCGAAGGCCGCCCCUGCCCGCCCGUCCGUCCGUCAGAGGCCGAAGGCCCGCCCCCGCCGUCAGAGGCCGGGCCCUGCCCGCCCGUCCGUCAGAGGCCGAAGGCCCGCCCGUCAAGGCCGAAGGCCCCGUCCAGGCCGAAGGCCCGCCCGGCCGUCCGUCAAGAGGCCGGCUGAAGGCCCGCCCCGCCCGUCCGUCAAGAGGCUGAAGCCCGCCCGGCCGUCCGUCAAGAGGCCGGGCGGCCCGCCGCCGUCCGUCAAGAGGCCGAAGGCCCGCCUGCCGUCCGUCAAGAGGCCGAAGGCCCCGCCCGCCGUCCAGGCCGGGAAGGCCCGCCCAGCCCGUCCGUCAGAGGCUAAAGGCCCGCCCGCCCGCCCCGGGAGGCUGGGAAGGCCCGCCCGCCCGAGGCCGAAGGCCCGCCGCCCGUCCGCCAAGAGGCCGGGCCCGCCCCGCCCGCCCCGUCAAGAGGCUGAAGGCCCGCCCGCCCGCCGUCGCGCCGUCCGAGGGCCGGGCCCGCCUCGCCCGCCGCCCCGCCCGUCCGUCAGAGGCCGGGCCCGCCCCGCCCGUCCGUCAGAGGCCGAAGGCCACCCCAGUCCGUCCGUCAAGAGGCCGAAGGCUACCCCGUCCGUCCGUCAAGAGGCCGAAGGGGCCCGCCCCGCCCGCCGUCCAAGAGGCUGA
Oncorhynchus tshawytscha (Chinook salmon) is the source of this 2056-nucleotide messenger RNA. RefSeq names its product basic proline-rich protein-like. NCBI's taxonomy places the organism in Eukaryota, Metazoa, Chordata, Actinopteri, Salmoniformes, Salmonidae. The record is from RefSeq and is a predicted model, not a curated record. The annotation marks the transcript as partial. The transcript has 5 exons.